AUGUCGGCCAAGCCCACGACCAAGCAGUUCGGGAAGUCGACCCGGGAGGUUCCCGCCUCCGCGGACCAGGCGAAGAAGUGGUACCCUGCCGACGACGAGAGCGAACCGAAGAAGGUUCGCAAGGCCGUCCGAACUUGGGCCCCCCGAAAGACCCUCCAGCCUGGUACCGUCCUGAUCCUCCUCGCUGGCCGCUUCCGCGGCAAGCGUGUCGUCCUCCUCAAGACUCUUGACCAGGGUGUUCUCCUCGUCACUGGUCCCUUCAAGAUCAACGGCGUUCCCCUGCGAAGAGUUAACGCCCGAUACGUCAUCGCCACCUCCUACAAGGUCGACAUCUCCGGCCUUGACGCCGCCAAGAUCGAGGAGAUCUCUCAGCCCAAGUACUUCACCGCCGAGAAGGCCAAGGAGAAGGCUUCCGCUGAGGCUUUCUUCAAGCAGGGAGAGAAGCCCCAGAAGAAGGAGAUCAACAGCAGCCGUGCUGCCGACCAGAAGGCUGUCGACAAGGCUCUGCUUGCUAGCAUCAAGAAGGUGGAUCUGUUGGCCAGCUACCUCGCCAGCACCUUCAGCCUGCGGAAGGGUGACAAGCCCCACGAGAUGGCGUGGUAA
Molecule: messenger RNA, 603 nt
Organism: Trichoderma breve
Lineage: Eukaryota; Fungi; Ascomycota; Sordariomycetes; Hypocreales; Hypocreaceae
Product: ribosomal protein l6e domain-containing protein
Exons: 3
Coding region: 1-603 (200 amino acids)
Biological process (GO): ribosomal large subunit assembly; cytoplasmic translation
Cellular component (GO): cytosolic large ribosomal subunit; ribosome
Molecular function (GO): RNA binding; structural constituent of ribosome
Source: RefSeq, a predicted model, not a curated record